AUGGCUCACAGCGACUCCGAGGAUGAGAUCAAUGACGACGCUGAGUACGACCGGACGACCGAGGCUGAUGACGACGUGGAGGACGAUAUCCUAGAUGCUCUCGAAGGCGACUUGGCUGCGGCUGCAGCUGCCGAAGAGGCCUCAGAAGAUGACUCUUAUUCUGAUGACUCCGACGGUGGUUCCGAUGACGAAGACGCAGAGGACGAAGCACAUCCGCCACAGAAACCAGUGCCAGACGUCCGGGAAGCACGAUCCUCUGCAUCGCCUGUGAAAGCUGCUACCCCGCCAAGGGAAUCUCCAAAAGCUGAACCUGUGCCAUUACGGCGAUCCCUCUCGCCCGCUCAGGCUCGGAGGGAAAAGUUAGUGAACGAGAUCCAAUGGCCGAGGUCAUACACUGUCGAGGCCAUUUGCGCCAUUCCCCAUCCCGUGCCCACUCACUGUCUUGCGUCGUCGGCCUGUAUGACCCACUUGUUGACUGGUUCUGAAGAUGGUUAUAUUCGAGACUAUGACGUGUUUGCCGCUGUGAAUAACAAGGUUGUCUUGACUGCACCACAGAGGCAUCAUUGUGGCGUCAUGGAAGGCGACAUGAAGGCUGGGCAGAUCAAGUGCUGGUGGGAGAAUCUGGCUGAUGUGGGCUCAAGCAUAGCCCCAGAGGAGCCGCCAUUAUCACCAGUAUACAGUCUGGCGAUGCACUCGGAUGCCUUAUGGGCCCUCGCUGGUUCGAAACUCGGCCACAUAAAUUUAUUUACAGUCCGCCAUGAUCCUGGUCAAUUGUGCCAUGUUAUGAGAGGCCACCGCGGCCCUGUCUCGGCUCUCGCUAUGCAACAUGAUGAGAUGGGGUUCUUCAGCGCUGGAUGGGAUGGCGAGGCUGUACAAUGGGACCUCAAUACCGGUCAGAAUGUGCGAACUUUUACGGCGCAUGGGGCUCAGCUAGCCGCAAUUGCAGUGCGGCCUCUUGUAUCCGACUUCAGUGGAUAUCAGUGGAGCACGCCUCCAUCAAGGGUGAAUCAACUCCCAUCAACGUACAGCGAAGACCCACCGGCAACUUACCAGAACGCAGCGACUAACGGGCGUUCCAUGUCUACGGGAAACGGAUCAGCAGGCUACCAUGCUCCAUAUUUUAUCAAUGGUAACGGACGUGCUGACCAAGUUCAAAAUGGUAUGCCUCAACAGCGGGACGAGGAUGCAAAGUCUGACACGUCGUUCGACCCACUGUUCGAUGACGAGCCUGAUGCCGAUGGAGAAUUGGACCAAGAAGAUGGCCCACAGCAGCCACCGGCUUACGGUUCAUCAUAUCCCCCAGCUGCACCGCAGAUAGCUCCUCAGACUCCGCAAUAUUCAACGCCUUUCUCGAAUGCCCAACCAUCGCAGUUCCAGGCAAAUGGUCGCACUGUCUCCGGGACCGUUGCUGCACCCAAAAACGGGCCUCCUAUUCUAGAUCCAACAUCCUAUACAGCAUUCUCCCCGGACGUGCUUAUGACUGCAUCAGUUGAUGGACAGGUCAUCCUCUGGGAUACACGGGUGCAAUCUUCUGGUCACGGUGUCGGUAGGCUAUGGAUGAGCGAGAAGACACCUCCGUGGUGUGUUUCGGCGUGCUGGUCAGCCGAUGGCGCACAGAUCUACGCAGGCCGAAGGAAUGGCACGAUAGACAUCUGGGAUGUUCGGCAGACGGGACGCACUGCAUCGGGUAUCCCGAAGAUCUUGAAGACCCUGCGUAAUCCAGUCAGCUCGGGUGUCGUGUCGUGCGUUGUGGCUUUCCCGGACGGCCGACAUCUCGCCUGCGCUUCGAACGACAACAUUCGGUUGUGGAAUGUGGCGGAAGCUGGCGAGCCAGAUGCGUGGGGCAAGAUGAAGAGUGGUGUCCAGUUCAAGAUCAUUCCUGGGCAUCACGGUGGCUAUAUCUCCCAGAUGUUAUUGGAUCGAGCGGCGAGGUUCCUGGUUAGUGCAAGCAGCAACCGAGGGUGGCAUGGUGAAUCUACAAAGACUGUAUUCGUACACGAAAUCAAACAUUUGAGGUGA
Sparassis crispa is the source of this 2019-nucleotide messenger RNA. RefSeq lists its product as hypothetical. NCBI's taxonomy places the organism in Eukaryota, Fungi, Basidiomycota, Agaricomycetes, Polyporales, Sparassidaceae. The coding region runs from base 1 to 2019 and encodes 672 amino acids. The transcript is spliced from 8 exons. The record is from RefSeq and is a predicted model, not a curated record. Gene Ontology annotation, molecular function: protein binding.